Electrophorus electricus (electric eel) is the source of this 1038-nucleotide messenger RNA. It is a transcript of the gene fkbp1b, whose product is annotated as FKBP prolyl isomerase 1B. Gene Ontology annotation, molecular function: peptidyl-prolyl cis-trans isomerase activity. The record is from RefSeq and is a predicted model, not a curated record. Gene Ontology annotation, cellular component: sarcoplasmic reticulum membrane; cytoplasm. Lineage: Eukaryota; Metazoa; Chordata; Actinopteri; Gymnotiformes; Gymnotidae. Gene Ontology annotation, biological process: protein peptidyl-prolyl isomerization.
CUUGCUGAUUUUCUAUGACCCAGUGGGCGGAGUGCUCUCCCUGUAGCGAGACUAAACGCUCCCCUAUCUACCAGGGUACCUGCAUCCCCUCGCUGCAUUUUAGGAUCAAGGAACCACAGUUUACAAUAAUGGGCGUAGAGGUUGAAACAAUAUCUCCAGGAGAUGGAAGAACCUUUCCAAAGAAGGGACAGACAUGUGUAGUGCAUUACAUAGGAAUGCUGCAGAAUGGAAAGAAGUUUGACUCCUCACGAGACAGAAACAAGCCCUUCAAAUUCAAGAUUGGUCGACAAGAGGUUAUUAAAGGGUGGGAGGAAGGAGUUGCACAGAUGAGCCUGGGCCAGCGGGCAAAAAUUACCUGCACUCCAGAUAUGGCAUAUGGAGCCACAGGGCACCCUGGGGUCAUCCCUCCUAAUGCCACCCUUAUAUUUGAUGUGGAGCUGCUAAAGCUGGAGUGAUCAGCUUGAGGAGAAGAGGAAACUCUAGCCCCUGUCCCACCAAGGAAACGUUUCCCAUGAAUUUAGCAUCUUCUACUACACACUUGACAUAUUCUCUGCUUCACUGCCAACCUAUGUUAUUUACCAUGUAGCUCGUUUAAAACCUUUCCAAAACAUCAGCCCUAGUUUGUCAUAAGCAAUGCUAUGUUCUCAUAUUAGGUUCUAAUUCCUUUGAAAAUGACAUGGAAACAUCAACUUUACCACAACCUAUAUAUUUGGAUCGAAACCACUGCCUUACAGUAUUUGAAGUGGAGGUGGGGUGUAAAGUAGAUGACAAUUCUAUAUUAUGAGGGGCAUUAAAACAACCACUGUCUGCAUUGCCACUUUUGAUAAAAAUUUGUCCUGCUGAAUACAUAUGAAACAAUAAUGUUGCUGUACUUAGUAUAUUUUAUAUGUAUCCCUUAUAAACAAUUGCUGCAAGUAUCAUAUGAGUUCACAAAAUUUUGCCUAUGCCUGGAACAAACGGAGUACUGUACGAUAGAGUGCUUUGGCUUCUAUGGACAUUUUAUCAAUCAACUCUUAAUAAAUAUAAUAUUUGGAGCUC